Messenger RNA from Electrophorus electricus (electric eel), 1443 nucleotides. It is a transcript of the gene rspo2, whose product is annotated as R-spondin 2. The record is from RefSeq and is a predicted model, not a curated record. Lineage: Eukaryota; Metazoa; Chordata; Actinopteri; Gymnotiformes; Gymnotidae.
UAUAGCCUACCGAACAGUGAAGAAAUCCACACCAAUCUUACAUGUAAGUUUAAAUUAUAAUGAGAUUCAGGUGUUCGACAUAAAGACUUGUGGACAUCAUAAUCAAUGUGCUUGCUUACACGGAGUACCGUCUUAAGAACAUUUCUGCGUACAAGAAAGACUGAUAGGCUACAAAUAACGGAUCUCUGUCGUUAUAAAAGUGAGAAACUUUCCCGCGAAAGGGAUGCUGUAUGCUCUAAGUCCUCUUUGGCAUUCUGAAGGAACUUGAUAUUAGUUUCUCACGCGGAUUGGACUUAUUUUCCGUCGCAGACUACUGGGGCAUUUUCUUAUGAUUAUCCUUCUCAUAAGCUUUUCACAUGCUUCAUAAAAAUGACAUUACUCGUUGAUGAUAAACUGUUUGCGCUACCCGUCUAAUGAGUGGCACACUGAACUACGGACUUUUAAACUCCCUAUUACACUCUGGAAAAAUCUAUGUAUUAAACCCAUAUAUACGGACCUUGAAGACUCUGGAACGGGAAAAUCACUUCAAAUACAUUUGGCUCUUCUAACCUGAAUCGAAAGAACAUAUAGCCGCCCAGAUGCAGUUUCGACUUUUCUCCUUUGCUUUAAUCGUGUUGAACUGUAUGGACUACAGCCACUGUCAGACUCAGUCGCAUCGCUGGAGAAGGAACAAAAGAGCUAGCUAUGUUUACCCAAUCUGCAAAGGCUGCUCAGUGUGUUCGAAGGACAACGGGUGUAUGACAUGCCAACCUAAGCUCUUCCUCUUCCUGCGGCGUGAGAGGAUGAGGCAGUAUGGAGAGUGCCUCCACGUCUGUCCCUCAGGCUACUACGGCACCCGGGGCCCCGAGAUCAACAUGUGCUCAAGGUGCAGGAUAGAGAACUGUGAGACCUGCUUCAGCAAAGAGCACUGCACAAAAUGCAAGCCUGGCUUUUACUUGCACAAAACCAGAUGCUUUGAGAAGUGUCCGGAGGGAUUUGCCCCUCUAGAUGACAGCAUGGAGUGUGGAGAGGGCUGUGAGGUGGGCCAGUGGAGCGAAUGGGGCACGUGCACCAGGAGAAACAAAACGUGCGGCUUCAAGUGGGGACUGGAGACCCGCACGAGGCAUAUUGUGAAGAAGCCCCCAAAGGACACGAUACCAUGCCCGACAAUUGCUGAGUCCAGGAGAUGCAAAAUGCCCAUGCGACACUGCAGAAGAGGAGGAUCAGGGAAGCACAAAUCCAAAGACCAGAAGAAGAAAUCCAACAAGCAGAGGCUGCGUUUCCGAGCCCAGAACCAGCACAGCGAGCAUCUGGCCUCCCUCAGGGCUGGCCACUAGAGACUGACACAUCCCACAGGACAAAGAUCACAAAGCUGCUAGCCGCUGCUGAACACACAUGUGUACACACACCAACACACAGACAAAUGCAGUCACACAUACACACACAUACACACACAUACACACA